Molecule: messenger RNA, 453 nt
Organism: Candidula unifasciata
Lineage: Eukaryota; Metazoa; Mollusca; Gastropoda; Stylommatophora; Geomitridae
Source: the annotation of a GenBank genome assembly
AUGGGUAUCUCAGUGAAAGACGUCAGUGCUCAUGACUUCAACAAAGCUUUGGCUGAUUUCCUGAAAAGGACGGGCAAGGUCAAGGUGCCAGAGUGGGCUGAUGUUGUCAAGCUGGGUCGCUUCAAUGAGCUGAGCCCUUACGAUGAAGACUGGUUCUACAUUAGAGCAGCUUCUGUUGCCCGCCAUUUAUACAUCAGAUCCCCAUGUGGAGUUGGAGCCCUGACUAAAAUCUACUCCGGUAACAAACGCAACGGCACAACCCCCAGCCACACCUGCCGAGGUUCACGCAGUGUUGCCCGCAAGGUUCUGCAGACACUAGAGUCCCUCAAGCUGGUGGAACAAGAUGCUAACACUGGAGGCCGAAAGCUGACCUCCCAGGGCCGUCGUGAUCUGGACAGAAUUGCCAGCCAGAUCAAGAGCGGAGGCAAGAAGGCGGCAGCCGCCCCCAAAUAG